CAGCCGAUAUAGAUAAGUAAAUGGUAUAUAAGGUAACAUUCCAAAAGUAUUCGAUAUAAAGUUUGAAACUAUCGUUCUAUUCGUUAAUCUCUGUUUGAACAACAUGGCUUUCAAAAUCGCUUGCUUGGUCCUGGCACUGGCUGUAGCCUGCUACGGAUCCCCUCACUACGGCGGCGGUAACCAAGGUUACGGAGGCGGCCAAGGAGGCUACGGCGGCGGCCAAGGUGGUUUCGGCGGCAACCAAGGCAGCCAGGGUGGUUUCGGCGGACAUCAGGGCGGUCAAAGUGGUUUCGGCGGAGGCCAAGGGGGCCAGGGUGGUUUUGGCGGGCCCCAGGGCCAGAGUGGCUUCGGAGGACAACACGGUGACCAAGGAUUCGGACAGGGUGGACAUGGACAACAAGGCUUCGGGCAAGGACAAGGUCAGGGUGGUUUCGGAGGAGGUAACAGUGGCUUCGGGUCUGGAGGCCACAGCGGCCACGGGGGCCAUGGUCACCAAGGAGGCUACCAACAACAUGGCUACUAGAUAAUUUAAAAAAGAACUGAUUGACUGAUGGAAUUGUUAUGUAAUAGGUUUUACUGUGAUUAAUAAACGACUUGAAUUUUGUUUACCAA
Messenger RNA from Helicoverpa zea (corn earworm), 612 nucleotides. RefSeq names its product glycine-rich cell wall structural protein-like. The transcript has 3 exons. Bases 104 to 523 code for a protein of 139 amino acids. The record is from RefSeq and is a predicted model, not a curated record. Lineage: Eukaryota; Metazoa; Arthropoda; Insecta; Lepidoptera; Noctuidae.